GGCGCGGGCCGCGCCGCAGCCAGAGGAGCGGGUCCGGGUCGCGCCGCCGCCUCCUUCCGCCGGCCGCGCCGCCGGCCAUGCAUUCUUCCGGCUCCUCCGGCUCCCGCAGCCCGGGCGGGGGCUCGGCCAGCCCGAGGCAGCCGCGAGGGCAGUAAGGCGCCCGCUCGCGCCGCGCCUGGGCCGCCGCCGGGUCCAUGACCGCGACCCCUCGUCCGGGGACACACGCCGCCGCCGCCGCCGCCGCCGCGCACUCGCGCGCCCAGGGCCGCCGGUCCCCGGCCCCGCUCGCCCCCGCGCUCCUGCGCCAGCCGGCCGCGCACGCCGAGAAAGACAGGACGGACUCCCAUGUGAGAAUGGCUGUGACUUUGGAACGAGCUCCCUGGCUGGGCUGGACCUUGGUGAAAGCCCUGAUGAGGUUUGCCUUCAUGGUUGCCAACAACCUGGUUGCAAUUUCAUCCUACGUCUUCUAUGUGAUUGUGCUUCAGCCCCUCCGCGUGCUGGACAGUAAGAGCUUCUGGUACAUUGAAGGAAUCAUGUACAAAUGGCUCCUAGGCAUGGUGGCUUCAUGGGGAUGGUAUGCUGGAUAUACAGUGAUGGAGUGGGGGGACGAUAUUAAAGCAGUUAUGGAAGAUGAAGCAGUAAUGCUGGUGAAUCAUCAGGCAACAGGAGAUGUGUGUACUCUGAUGAUGUGCCUCCAGGACAAAGGGCUGGUUGUUGCUCAAAUGAUGUGGUUGAUGGAUCAUAUUUUUAAGUACACAAACUUUGGAAUUGUUUCUCUAAUUCAUGGAGACUUCUUUAUAAGACAGGGAAAAUCUCAUCGUGACCAACAGCUUCUUCUUCUCAGGAAGCACCUAGAAAAUAAUUAUAGGAACAGAGAUCGAAAAUGGAUUGUUUUAUUUCCAGAAGGGGGCUUCCUCAGGAAGAGGCGGGAAACAAGUCAGGCAUUUGCCAAGAAAAAAAACUUGCCAUUUCUUACACAUGUCACUCUGCCAAGGAUUGGAGCAACACAAAUUAUUUUGAAUGUACUUGUGGCACGACAGCAAAAUGGAAGUCCAGCAGGAGGAGAUGUUAAAGAAUUAGACAGCAGAUCAAAAGGUCUCCAGUGGAUAAUAGAUACAACUAUAGCUUAUCCCAAAGCUGAACCCAUAGAUAUUCAAACCUGGAUCCUUGGAUAUAGGAAACCGACAGUCACACAUGUACAUUACAGGAUCUUUCCAAUUAAGGAUGUACCCCUGGAGACUGAUGAACUUUCGGAUUGGCUUUAUCAGCGUUUUAUUGAAAAAGAGGAACUCUUAUCGCAUUUUUAUGAAACAGGGGCUUUUCCACCUGCCCAGGGCCACAGGGAAGCUGUUUCCAGGGAGAUGACCCUCAGCAAUAUGUGGAUCUUUCUCAUCCAGUCUUUUGCAUUUUUGUCAGGCUACAUGUGGUACAACAUCUUCCAGUAUUUUUACCAUUGCCUGUUUUAGGAACUGACUUGGACUUGUCAAGGUCACCAUAGGAAUUCCAACUUUCAUGAGUGCGUUAUUUCACAUGUGCAAAUCAGAAUAUAAAACAAGCAAAGGAAAUUCCAUGGAUGGAUUAAUAUUUAUCCCGCUUUGGGAUAUUUUAAAACUCUGCUAAAAUGAGGAUCAGUAAUCUAAUGACCUGCUAAUAUGUUUUAAGGACUUUUCAUGUUUUAAAAAGAUACACUCUACCACACAUUUAAACUAACAUCACAUUUGGAGAAGAGGAAAUCAUAAGAUCAUCCUAGAAGACAGAGAAAUUCUGUUGCCAGCAGAUACUUGAUCACCUAGUUCAAGCUCAGAGCUGAGCUCAUCCUCCUAGCUAGUAGUGUCCCUUAGGGCAGUGCUGUGAGCGCCCUCACUGCCCACUCCUGCUGUGUCACUAGGAACCUCCAGGGGGGCUGGUUGGCACCUUCUGAAGAACUGUUGCCCUGUCCUUUGCAGCGAUGCUCCAGUCCUCACCAGCUUAGUGAGUCCAGAGUCAGGCAUGCUGUGGGGGGAAUCAGUGUCCACUGGACACGUCCGGUCCUGGAAUGGGCUCUUUCAAAAGGCAGGCUCGGCCCGACACCGUGUUUACAUGCACUAGUGCUUUCCGCUUGCGUGUGCGUGUGUGUGUGUGUGUGUGUGUGUGUGUGUGUGUGUGUUGGGGGGAGGGCACUUGAUUUCUCCUUUUAUAUAGAAAGCAUAUCGUAGAUUGAUCAUUUUCUUUUACAAAAUGCACUUUCAUCAGCUGCAUCUGUAGCAGAGGAUUAGUAGUAUAGCCUGGAAACCAGUCUACACAUAGUCAGUGAGUGGGACUCGCGCGGCUGUCUUGUCUGCGUGUUUUACCUGCGCUCCUGCCCUCCAGCACCUCCCUGAGCUGGGCACCACACCUGGGGGGGCUCCAGCUGUUUUCUUGUUUGUUUGUUUGUUUUAAUUUUGGUGUAUUAGCACCAACUGCAUUUGGGGAUGGUUGAAACAAAUUAAUGCAAAACACUUAAAUGAUCAAUAUACGGUGAAAUAGGCUAAUUUGUUAGAAAAAUAAAAGCUAAAGCCAGACACUGGCUUAAAAUGGGGACAGGCUGUCACAUGGCACCCCCAGCACCUGUCUCAUCAAAGAGCUGCCCAUGUCAGGGUGGUGUGACCAGGAGAGAGACCAGCACAUGAGGCUUCCCAGUCUCUUCCUGUUGAAGAGGAUAAAGUCAUGCCUAUUUCUAGAAGACUUUUUUUUUUCUUUUGUCACUAUGUUCAUACAGUUUACCUCACAGUAAAACCAAACUUCUCACAAAGUGCUGGCCCUGCAUCGGUCACCGUGGUCACCGCCUGCACCCCAGCAUCAAGGCGGGAACGCCCGCUGGCCUGGGGCUGUGAGACUGAGAUUCUGGUGAAUCAGUGGUGGUUUUCUGUGACAUGACAUCGUAGAUUCCCCUGUUGUCGCUAAUCAUACAAUUUGACAGUUCUGAGAAAGGCCGGAAGGUAAAGGUAAAGCAUGAUGUUUUUUGUUUUUAAAUAAACCAAAAACAACAACAACAACAAAAAACCAGAAAACCAAAACACUGAGAAGAUAAGAAUUUUCUCCCAGUUGUGUGGGAAAGGUAAAGCAGCACCAAAUACAAGCCCACAGCGGCUUCAUCUUAGGUUAAUGUGUGCAUGUGUGAAGAGAAUGAUGCCUGAGCUGAAAUACCUCAUUGAUGAUACUACUGCUGGUGAGACGCAGAAGGCAGUGUUCCCGUGUGUGGUUUAGGAAUGGUUGUCCUAAGGUGCCACUUUUACAAAAUUUUAGCAUUUCAUUGUGUGCUUUACAGUGACAGUGAGUAGGUGAAACUAAUCUCAAUUUAGAGGUACGGAUACAGAUAGGAAGCCACAUGGAAGCUUAGGGGCACUUCUGUUUGAGGCCCAGCAAAUGCUAUCAGAUUACAAGGUGAAUUGGGAUGAUUCAUUUGAGAGAUUGGUCAGCCAUCUGGGGGACAAGUUCAUUGGCAAGGAUGGCAGACAGUCCUACCUAUUUGACCUUUUCGUCGUUGCUAAAGCAAGCCACAGGCAGAGCGGCCAGUCUCCCAUCAGGGAAGAAGAGAUGCAGGCGUGUGCACACACAGAUGUGGUGUCUUUUGCCAUCACAGCUCCAAAGGAGGAGGAUGUUGUUUAGUUUAAUAUACUGUACACAUUAAACAGACUGUUCUGUAAGAUGCUUUGCUUUCCAAGCACAGUCAUUUCAACAGCCUCUAGAUGUGUGGGUUAAUUUUGAACAUAGAUCUGUGAGUUGUAAAUAGGUGUGUGUUUGAUCUGCCCCAUCCCCCCCCCCCCAACCCUGUUUCUUUCUCAACACGUUCCCUCGCUUCUGUUAGCAAACAUGCUGUUUGAGAGCAUUGCUGGUGCUUUCCUUAUCAGUAACUGAGGUUCUCUUGUUUGCACAGGGGAAUGUAAAGAGCGAAUCAGUGUUCUUAUAUGGCAAUCAGGGAAGCAGCAAUAUGCCACUAUACAGAACUGAGUGAAAAUCCCUAAUCUGUACCUCCUUUGUAAAGUGAGUGAAAGGAGGUUUAGCGAAUAUCCACUUUGUCCGGGGAAAAGCAGUAACACUGUGCCAGUUUUAUACCGGUAGCUUAUAGAACCUCAGCACUGCUUGGUCUCGGCUGUCCUGCCUGAUUCCCACAGCAGACAGGGUUGCAGACUCUCUGCUGGAUCCCAGAGUCACGGUGAUGGAGCACCUGCUUGGCCUCAGGGAGCUGUAGCGACCACAGAAGUGACCACCCCAGAAGUUCACACUUAACGUCAGAAACUACUGUUGGUGUUUAAAUAUGCAGUUAUUGUAGAGAAGCCUGUAGGCCAGUGGAAGGUAAGGAAAAAUUACAGAAUGGAAAUGAUGUCUUGGAUAGUCAUACAAGUUAAUUGAGAAUCUAAAUAGAUUUAAAAAAAUAGCUGUGAGUGUAAUAUUUUAAUAUUACACACAGUCCUUAAUUUUCCAUAGUAAAGGAACUGGAGAUUAUGCAUAAUUAUUCCAGUAAUAAGUCAUGGUAAGCCAAAAAUUUGAUUGCAUUUAGGAGUUUGAAUUUUCAUUCUCAUAAAACUUUUUUUCCCUUGCUGGAUGCUUACUAAUUUUAAAAAAUGAUGUGAGUUGUUUAUUAGCGUCUCCUGCCUAUGCAUUUGACUGUGUUGAUGAGUAGUGGAAAGAUUUGGAAAGACAGCUUCAGGAAGAGAAAACAUAGAAGCCUGAAUAACCCAUGGUCUAGAAAAGGAAUUUCUAAUGAUCAAGCGUUGGCGGUAUUGCGGUUGUUCUCAAGCAUUUUUAUGAAAAUGAAAUGUUAAAUCACCAAAUGUAAACCUCAGAACAUCAUUCUAGCUUUCAUAUCGUUUGGAUCAAUGUUAAGAAUGCCUCUUCAGUCUUUGCUCAUGUUCCUCACUUCGUGUGGAUUUGUCUUAGUAACAUUUUUUGACAAUCACUUCUCUGAAGACUCUUCUGACCUAGUGGGACCUGGUUAUAAUGAUAGGAUGUAGUCUUUAAUCAUGGAUAGUCCAAUUGGAUUCUUUCUGUAUUAAGAAAAUUUUUGUUUGCACUGCUGCAUAGGAAGAGUUAGUUAUUUUCUUCACUGCACAGAACUUCACUCCAGCGUUACCAAGACGAGCGUGCCAACACUGGUCCACAGAGGAUGGAUACAAAUGGUUGGUCUUACUUUUUGCCAGGUAGUGCUGUGAACCUUGCUUCUGAUAACAUGAAAGGCAAAGUCAAAAGCCGCACUGGGCAGCAGGUAUACUGGUUCGUUGUCUGAAGGGGUAGAGACUAAUAUAUUGGGACCAAAACCACCUACAUCGGACAUUUCUAGAUCACGAGGGGGCCGGGUGUUCUCUGAUUGGUGCUUUAUUGCAACCAUUUUGCAUUGAUCCCCAACAAGGAGGAGCUGGACCUGGGAAUGAGCUGAGAGUGCUGAGCUGUUGGGGGAGGGUGACUGUGGCCACAUGGAAGAUAAAAUACAUGUUUUUCUGCAAAAUUUCCAUUUGAGGGUUUUUACAUUUAAUAUUUUUUUAAAACAGUUUAAAGAGCAAAAAAAAAUAGUGUAUUCUAGUUGCAAAAUAUGCACACAUUUUGAAUGGCUUUAUUUUUGUUGUGUAAAACUGUUGAACGUGGCUGUGGUGCACAAAUUCUUUACACGAAGGAGUCUAGAUGCAUUUUACAGUAACUUAUGAUUGGUAAUGAAACAGACAUCGAACUGCCAUUGUUGUGUUAAGUGCUUUCAUUUUCUUUCAGUUAUCACAAAGUUGUAUUUAUUUUAUACAGAUGGAUUUUCGUUUUCUUGAUGCCAUAAUGUUUACUUCAGCUUGGUGACCUGUCUUUCUUUGUGUAUCUGCAUGUUGUAAUGUAUGAUAAGAAUGAAUGUAAAGGCUAUGGCAACUGUAAUUUUUGUAAAGGGCUGGUCACACGUGGAUCUGGUUUAUGAAUACAUUGGGAUUACUUUAGUAACCAGAUUACCUUUUCAGAAAUUGAGAUGUGAAUACCAAAAGAAGCAUUUUCUCAACAAAAAUUAAUAGCUGGUUCUAUUUUUUUUAACCUAGAAAAAAUAAAGUUGAUUUUUUUCAAGUGAAGUGCUUUUAAUUCUUAGUAGUGGGCAUGGGGUGUUUGUGUUUUCCUGCAGCUAUUUUGGCAUUAACAUCUAUAGACGUGUACUCAGAACACACCACGGCCGUUGGAUGCUGAGGGCAAACUGAAAAACACUGUUCUCCUCUCAUUUUAAACUAUGUCCCUCUCCCCUUCCCGAUUCUUUCCAUCCAGUGGUACACUGGUCAAUGGUUAGCAUUCACUCUCCUGGGGAAAAAAAAUUAUGUAUACAAGUGUACAUAAGUUAUAAAUUUUGCUGAUAGCAAGGAUUUUAUAACAUGACUAACAGAUCAUAAUAAAAUAUACUUUACUGUAAAUUCCAUAUAGCCAAUUGAUUCUCCCAGGAUGCUCUAAUUGAUUUUUCCUGAACUCUUUGGCCAGCCUAUGACUGUGAUCCAACCAUGAUUUGAAAAAUGGAAUUACAUCCUAAUCCAUUUAAUUCUCAAAUUUGUCAUUCAAUCUGAUAUGUGAUCUGUUAGACUAUUUCUUAGCCUUGUACAAGUUAUACUCAUUAAAGUGAACCACUUUUAGCUUUAGCACCAAUGGGAAGCUUAUAUAAUUUUAUUUUAAUAACAGCCAUUUAACAACUACUGGCAAAAUUCUAAAACAGUUGGCUUUCUUGAGCAAGUGGGAGGUGUCUCCAGCACACCACUGCCCAAAAAAACAUUCUGGUUUAUGUUUUUUUGUUCAAAGAACUGUUAGUGUUGAAUGAAGGUCUCACAGUUAAUCUACUCACUGCUCUCAGGAAAUUCCUCUCUCUGACCCUGACAGAGGCUUUUAAGGGUAGGAAAGCAUUAACAUCAGUCCUACAGGGGCUUUGGAUGUUUGAAGAAUUUGCCAAAAGCCAACUUUUCCUGAAGUGCAUGGAAAGCUUGCAUAUUUCUAAAGUUGUAUGCUUUGAUUUCUCAAAGUGAACUGUGAUAAUAGACAUCUCUGAGAUUUUGUUUUAAGCAUUUAAAACAUUUUUUGGUCUGAUAUUUGUAGAGUAUGUUUGAGCCCACUGAAAAUUUUAAGUGUAUUAAAAUAUUUUACAUAAUAAUGGGUUAAAUAGUUACAGUUCAGUCUACCUCUUGUUUCCUGUCUGGGUUUAGGCUGCUGAUUUGGUGAGACUGUAAUCCCCCCCCACCCCCGCCUGUCACACCCCCCAAACGUGGGUUCUGGUGGAAGAGGAAGAAUAAACGGGGCAGAGGCCUGAAAACUAAUUUGAAGCACUCGGAGAUCUAUUGCUGACCAGCCCUAUUCCUCCUGAGUUGGGGAAAAACAAAACAAAAAGCCAUUGUUUUUAAUUUCCACUUAAUAUGAAAAUGUUUGUUUUAAAAAUGUUUCUUCCUGCUGGGAAAAAAAAUGUAUUUUUAAAAGGAAAAAAAAUUCCUCUUUUGGCUAUAAGAAGAAGUCAGCUGUGGCCAUAUCAUAACAUGCUGAUAUGAUCUACAUCAAUAAAUUUUUUAUCUCUCAGGA
Messenger RNA from Myotis myotis, 7527 nucleotides. RefSeq names its product lysophosphatidylglycerol acyltransferase 1 (gene LPGAT1). Gene Ontology annotation, cellular component: endomembrane system. The coding region runs from base 195 to 1466 and encodes 423 amino acids. Gene Ontology annotation, molecular function: acyltransferase activity. The record is from RefSeq and is a predicted model, not a curated record. NCBI's taxonomy places the organism in Eukaryota, Metazoa, Chordata, Mammalia, Chiroptera, Vespertilionidae. The transcript has 9 exons.